Otolemur garnettii (small-eared galago) is the source of this 2199-nucleotide messenger RNA. RefSeq names its product zinc finger protein 750 (gene ZNF750). Lineage: Eukaryota; Metazoa; Chordata; Mammalia; Primates; Galagidae. Gene Ontology annotation, cellular component: nucleus. Gene Ontology annotation, molecular function: RNA polymerase II cis-regulatory region sequence-specific DNA binding; DNA-binding transcription activator activity, RNA polymerase II-specific; promoter-specific chromatin binding. The transcript has 2 exons. The record is from RefSeq and is a predicted model, not a curated record. Gene Ontology annotation, biological process: epidermis development; positive regulation of transcription by RNA polymerase II. The coding region runs from base 24 to 2195 and encodes 723 amino acids.
AGUCCAAAAUACAAAGUGGUAAAAUGAGUCUUCUCAAAGAGCGAAAGCCAAAAAAGCCACAUUACAUCCCACGGCCUCCAGGAAAGCCCUUCAAGUACAAAUGUUUCCAGUGUCCCUUUACAUGCAACGAGAAGUCACACCUCUUCAACCACAUGAAGUACGGUCUCUGCAAAAACUCCAUCACGCUAGUGUCAGAGCAAGACCGAGUUCCCAAGUGCCCUAAAUCAAGCUCAACCGACCCUAAACAAACCAGCCAGCCAGGCCCCACAGCUCAGCUGGCCUCCAGGGCUGGUGCAAACGGACGCUCCAACUUUGACUCAAAGCCUCAACAUGGCAUGGCCAAGGAAGACGUCAAGGAGAACCUGGAGCUGCAGACUCGGGGGGCCCACAAGGGCCCAGGACAGAAGCCCACACUCCACAAGGAAACGGCGCCCACAAGUCCAGCUCCAGAAGCCGCCCACAGUGCCCAGCCUGCUCUGGAAGGCGUGGUUCGCCCAUCAGCAUUUAUCCCGGUCGGAGAGCACAGACUUAAGGGGCCAGAAAGUGCAGAGGCAACUGAGCUACUGGCACUGACCAACUCCACUGCCAAGGCCACCUCCUUUCACACUGAGUCUGCGUUCCAUCCUCCUGGCUACCCCUGGAAAGCCGGCUCCCCUUUCCUCCCUCCAGAGUUUCCACCUAAAAUCUCAUCAACAAAGGGGUUUGGGGCCCUUUCCCCUUAUGUGCACCCCACAAUCCCAGAGUAUCCACCUCACUUUUACACUGAGCAUGGGCUGGCCACCAUCUACUCACCCUACCUGCUGGCUACUAGCUCGCCCGAGUGUGACACACCCCUGCUGUCGCUCUAUAGCGCACAGGACCAAAGACACUUCCUACCUGCCCCGGGCCCACCCCCUAAGCACCUGAACCCACCUCUGUCCACGUAUGACCACUACAGAUUUCUCCAGCAGUAUCACUCCAGCCUUCCAAUUCCUUAUGGACUAUAUAGGCCAGAGUCUGCCUUCUCCUCUUAUGGUCUCAGACUCCCACCCACCACUGGCCUCACCCGAGACCAAAGCUCCCACUCACUUGAUGAAGCCCCCCCGGUCUACCUAGCCUCAAGUCCUUCCAAGUUAAACCCUUUGAACUCCCACAAAAAACACACAGAACUUGAAAAAGAAAGUCUAAUCUCUGAGACAAAAGACCCUCCCAAAGCUGGGCAGAAGGACACAGAGGGGGCCAAGAUGAGCCCCCGUGCAGGGAGCGCAGCCACAGGCUCCCCAGGCAGGCCGAGUCCCACCAACUUCACACAGACACAUCAAGUGUGCGAGGGCCUGUGCGACCUCUCCAACAGGGCAGCCCCAAGCACCCUGGAGAGACUCUGCCAGCCUGAACAAAGCCCCACUGCCUUCAAGCCCAUCAAGAAGAGCACAGAAGACCCACAUGGUGCCCAGGCUCCCACAAGAAGAGCCAGGUCUCCAAAAAGCCUCUGCGCUAUGGAUGGAGACACUCUCAAGCAAACAGGUAGUGCCUCUCUCCUUGCCGAGGUCUCACCUUCCAGUCCAGAGGACAGCUCCAGGAUGGGCCCCCUCAACCUCUCCAAGAAGCCAGAGACAAAACUGGUAGCCGCUAAAGGACCAGUGUACCAAGGCAGCUCCCCAGUGGCACCCACAGGCUUCGCAGAGCUGCAGGACCUGCCUCUCAACCUGUCAGUGAGGGACCCCUGCAACGCCCCAGCCGCAAGGCCUGCUGUCCCCACGCAACCACCAGGUGCAGACCUGGCUGCUGCUGCUCAAGAAACCGAAACAGAAACUUCUGGAGAUGGAAGCCACACUGAGACAAAGCAAGGCACUCUGGGUGCUAAUGAGGCCCUAUCAACCAGCUCUACACACCAGGCCCCAGACACACCCACAGCAGACAGCAUCGAGGAGCAGAAGCAAACAGCAGCUGUGGCCCUAUGCCAGCUAGCAGCCUACAGCCCAGGGAAUGGCCAGGUGGGCGAUGGGGAGCCCACAGGCCAGGAGGCUGCCAGCCUGCAAGACACAUCCACUCUCAGCUCCACAGAAGGCCAGGAGGCUCCGUGUGACCUCAGACCCAAAGGACAAAAGAGGACAAGUCAGAGGGACACAGGAAGAUCCCAGCAAGGACCUAAGAAAGUGAAGCCAAGUGACACUGCGCGAGUGCUCACGCUGCGGAAGAGAGCCCGGUUGUCCUGAGCAC